AUGUCACCAGCAAAUGUUACCUCUGAGAAUGAGGUGCAGACAGCUUUGACUCUAGCAAAAGAAAAGUUUGGCUGUGUGGAUGUGACUGUCAAUUGUGAAGGUAUUGCAGUGGCCAUUCAAACAUACAAUAUAAAGAAGAAACAGGCUCAUACCUUGGAGGACUUCCAGCGAGUUCUCAAUGUGAAUCUCAUAGGCACCUUUAAUGUGAUCCCUCUAGUUGCUGGUGAAAUGAGCCAGAAUGAACCAGACCAGCGAGGCCAACGUGGAGUUAUCAUCAAUACUGCCAGUGUGGCUGCCUUUGAGGGUCAGGUUGGACAAGCUGCAUACUCUGCGUCCAAAGGGGGUAUCGUGGCCAUGACACUGCCCAUUGCUCGGGAUCUAGCUCCCAUAGGCAUCCGUGUGAUGACCAUUGCUCCAGGUCUGUUUGGCACCCUACUGCUGACCACCCUUCCAGAGAAGGUGCACAACUUCUUGGCUAGCCAGGUACCCUUCCCCAGCCGACUUGGUGAUCCUGCUGAGUAUGCUCAUCUGGUACAGACUAUAAUCGAGAAUCCAUUCCUCAAUGGAGAGGUCAUCCGCCUGGAUGGGGCCAUUCAAAUGCAGCCUUAAAAUGAGAACACG
This is a messenger RNA of Jaculus jaculus (lesser Egyptian jerboa), 621 nucleotides long. Its product is annotated as 3-hydroxyacyl-CoA dehydrogenase type-2-like. Gene Ontology annotation, molecular function: estradiol 17-beta-dehydrogenase [NAD(P)+] activity. Gene Ontology annotation, cellular component: mitochondrion. The record is from RefSeq and is a predicted model, not a curated record. The transcript has a single exon. NCBI's taxonomy places the organism in Eukaryota, Metazoa, Chordata, Mammalia, Rodentia, Dipodidae. Gene Ontology annotation, biological process: fatty acid metabolic process; androgen metabolic process; estrogen metabolic process. Bases 1 to 609 code for a protein of 202 amino acids.